Messenger RNA from Tigriopus californicus, 3547 nucleotides. RefSeq names its product mannosyl-oligosaccharide alpha-1,2-mannosidase IA-like (gene alpha-Man-Ia). Gene Ontology annotation, cellular component: endoplasmic reticulum; Golgi membrane. NCBI's taxonomy places the organism in Eukaryota, Metazoa, Arthropoda, Copepoda, Harpacticoida, Harpacticidae. Gene Ontology annotation, biological process: N-glycan processing; carbohydrate metabolic process. The record is from RefSeq and is a predicted model, not a curated record. Gene Ontology annotation, molecular function: calcium ion binding; mannosyl-oligosaccharide 1,2-alpha-mannosidase activity.
GAACACGGCCAGCCUCAGCUUGAUUAUUAUUAUUAUUAUUAUUAUUGUUGUUAGUAUCACUCUUAUCCAAAAGUCCUUCUUGGAUUCUUGGGCAUACUGCCCGUGAACAUUGGAUGGCGGGCCCAAGAUCGACCUCCCUCCGCCGCUUGGACAGUGGACUUGCCGAGUUGAUCUGGGAGCGCACCUGACCCUAUCUGCCCGUGUUCCCCCUCCUCUUCGUGCCCGGUGCGCGCGCGACCUGAGCUCGUGAGGCCUUUUUCCUCGUGGGCUUCAUCAUGCCGUCCGUUUUGGGCCGAGGUUUCUUCCGGCCUCGCGAGAAAUCGCUCAUUCUCUUGGUCAUGGUCACGUUCGCCUGCGUUUGCUUCGGCGCCAUCUUCUUCUUGCCCGAGAAAUCCGCUCUGGGCUUGGGCGCCAUGGACGAUUUGCACGAGAACCGCGUGUAUCGCGUGUACCAGGAGCUAAAAAACGCCGGUCAGGACUUCAUCAUCCCAGCCCCGCCUCGGUUAGACCCGGCUGAGCUCAAUCCCAACCUGCGACACGGCGUCAUCGAUCGCCCCGAUCCGCACCAAGCUCAGGACAAGGCCCGCCUCUUGGCCCAAAUCGAGAUGGACCUGGAGAUCAAGGAGCUACGCCAAAAGGCCGCCGGUCAACGCGUCUUGGACAAACCUCAACUUGAUCUGGCCCAGCGGUCUUCCUCCGCUUCGCCCGCCCACCCGCCGGUCCCCCCCGUGGCCUCCAUAGUGAUUCAGGGCGGGUCGGAUGCUGACCCGGAUGUGCAAAAACGCCGUGAGACAUGAUGAAGCACGCGUGGGAUGGCUAUGCCAAGUAUUCUUGGGGUAAAAACGAAGUCAAACCCGUCAGCAGGAGAGGUCAUUCCGGAUCAAUUUUCGGGUCCUCUAAUACCGGGGCCACGAUUGUGGACGGAAUGGACACGCUCUACAUUAUGGGUUUUAUGGAAGAGUUCCAAGCUGGAAAGGAAUGGAUUGCGGAAAAUCUAAACUUUGAUCACAUGACUGGUGACAUUUCUGUCUUUGAGACAAACAUUCGAUUCGUUGGAGGUCUUGUGUCCUUGUAUUCUCUCACUGGAGACGAAUUGUUCAAGGAAAAAGCCGAUCAUGUAGCCAGAAAGCUCUUGCCCGCUUUCAACACUCCCACGGGUAUUCCGCUAGCUUUGGUGAACAUGAGAACGGGCAGUUCGAAGAACUUUGGUUGGGCUAGUGGGGCUUCCAGUAUUCUCUCCGAAUUUGGAUCAUUACAUAUGGAAUUCUCUUAUCUCUCUGACAUCACAGGAGAUCCAAUCUUCCGACAAAAAGUCGAGAAAGUUAGAGAUGUGGUGGCUUCGGCCGAACGGCCCAAAGGCUUAUACCCCAAUUACUUGAGUCCCAAAACUGGAAAAUGGGGCCAGUUUCACACAUCGAUGGGAGCUCUGGGCGAUUCGUUCUACGAAUAUUUGCUGAAGGAAUAUCUUCGCUCUGGGCGAAAGGACAACCAAGCCAAAGAUAUGUUCAUUGAGGCGGCCAACGAUGUAGCCAACCAAUUGGUCAAAAUCUCGCCCGGAGGCUUAACUUACUUCGCUGAGUACAAGUAUGGCCGAUUGGAACAUAAAAUGGACCAUCUGGCUUGCUUUGGUGGUGGGAUGUACGCCCUUGGCGCCAAAACAUUGAAAAAUAGCUACGAAAACGAGUGGAUGAAAAUUGCCGAGGGCAUCACGAACACGUGUCACGAAUCAUACGACAGGACUGACACCAAAUUGGGUCCCGAGGCCUUCAGAUUUUCUGAUGCCGUGGAAGCUCGAGCCAUUAAAUCCACGGAGCGAUAUUACAUCUUGCGACCGGAGACGUUUGAGUCCUAUUUUGUCCUCUGGCGGUUAACCCAUGAUCAGAAAUAUCGGGAUUGGGGAUGGGAGGCUGUUCAGGCCUUGGAGAAACAUUGCAAAGCUGAAGGUGGCUACACCGGGCUCAAAAAUGUCUAUGCAGUGGAUUCGCCUAAAGAUGAUGUCCAACAGAGUUUCUUCUUGGCCGAAACUCUCAAGUACCUCUACCUUCUGUUCAGUGACGAUAGCCUGAUGUCAUUGGAUGAGUGGGUCUUCAACACCGAAGCCCAUCCCUUACCAAUAAUGGGGAAGAACAAGCUCUACCGUCCCAAGGGCUCAAACAACGUGCAGCCAUAAUUCCAAAGUUCACCAGCCCUAGCUCAACACCACACGCUUAUUUAACAACAUUCACACCAAUAUCAACCAAUUGAUUCGACUCUUUCCAAUGUGCGUGAGCGGCGUGAGCUCUCACUCAUGGAUUGGACACAAUUAGUUAGCUACGUGAGUCGCCCGCAAGUCGGUUGGUUGACUGCCUGCGAUUUGGGUCAUGGUGACUACAUGGUGACAGCGGAGACCACCCCUACCUAGUUUUAUUGCCGGGAUUGAAUGGGAUCAACCAAGACUACAAUCAAACCAUUUGAGUUGUAUCAAAUGAUGAUACGGUUUUCUGGGCUGUGACUUCAAGACCUUCGACGAAAUUGAUUCCACGCAAUCUCUUGAAUACCAAAUCCAGUGUGAGAGCGACGGAGGACUGCUACCAGAUCCCACGAUUGGUUUCAAAUGCCUCCUCAGUCUCACCUCGAUGACUAUUAAUCCGUAAACAGACACGCACCUUUCACUUACCAUUAACCUACGACACCCGUCAAUCCCAUCGGUGUGACGGGCGGAACUCAAGUUGUGGAAAUGACAAAGUGAUCAGUGAAGAGAACCUUCCGACCUUGGUGCAGGAAGAUGACUCAGUGUAGCAAUCCCAAUGAUAAACUGAAAAUGUGAUACUUCGUAGAACGAGCCUCUCCUCCCUUUACUCAAAAGUGUUGUUUGUUGUUGGUUUAAGAGGAUUUUCGAGCCCUUUGACAUUUCAUUUCGUUAUCUUCGCGGCCAUUUCUAAGGACAAGAAAAAAAGAAGAGAGCCCAGUAAGAAAAGAGAAAAAGCCAAUCUCGCCUUCGUCAAUGGUGAAUGAGGGACACCCCUCGGUGACUUUAAGGCAUGAAAUCCUCCAUCUUCUCUUCUGAGCUCUCGGGUUUCCCACUGUGUAACGAAAAUGAUUAACCAACGUUUAGUGGAAGACCAAGCUUCGGCCACAAGAAAUACAUCCAAAGCACAAAAGAUGACUGAAAAAAGUGCAAGAAAACAAGGGCCUUUUGGCCUUUUUAACAUGUACCGAUUGAGUUGUCCACAUUCCUGGCAUUCGUGGAAUGUGACUGAAAGCAUUCAAAGCAACUGACUUCAGUGAAUGUCAAUGUCAUCGUAUUUUUCCCCAAACACCACCAACGCUUGAAAGGAGCAUUUAUUGUUUUUUUAGUUGGCCUUUCGUUGGUUAGUGGUACUCAUAUUUCUUAACUCAUGUUGUCAUUGGCUCACCUUAUUCUCUCCUUCUACCCUUCUUUCCUUUUCAUUCCUACUUUGUUAAGGUUCAUCUGAGGUCUACCGAAUGGUAGGCCUUUACUUUUUUUCGCUGAAUAUAUAUCGUAGAAUUCGAUUGGCUCAAAAGAAUAAAGAGUUUAUCAUCGGAA